Messenger RNA from Prinia subflava (tawny-flanked prinia), 522 nucleotides. Its product is annotated as putative insulin-like growth factor 2 antisense gene protein. The record is from RefSeq and is a predicted model, not a curated record. The transcript is spliced from 2 exons. NCBI's taxonomy places the organism in Eukaryota, Metazoa, Chordata, Aves, Passeriformes, Cisticolidae. The coding region runs from base 1 to 522 and encodes 173 amino acids.
AUGUCCCCUCCAUUCCAGGCCGCCGCUCGCCCCAGCGCCUCUGCCCUCGGCAGCAGCGCGGCCCCGCAGGCUGGACAGACACGGGCAGGGUCACACAGGGCGCCGGGGCCCGCAGCGCUGACCCAGGCCCAGGCGGAGGGCGCGGAGCCCUCCCCGAGGGGCAGCGCCGAGGCCGGCGCCGGCCGCGGCCCGGCUGCAGGCCGGGGCGGGGGCCGUGCCCGGGCCGCACGGAGCCGCUGCAGCCGGCAGGUGGCAGGGCAGCCCCGCGCCUCGCCCGGCCCGGCCCGGCCCGCGGCGGCGCUUCCCGGGCGGGGAAAAGCCUUUGUGUUCCGCAGCCCGGCGGAGCGCAGCGCCUGCCCCCGGCAGCCCGAGCGGCGGCGGAGAGGGGGCUCCCGCUCCCGGGGGACGCCGCUUUCCCACGGGGGAGCGGGCUGCGGCUGCUGCUCGGCCCUAUCCGCAGCUGCCCUCUUGAACGGAGCCACGGGCAGCUGGGAGCCCAUGUCAGCGUGCCGGGUGCUGUGA